CAGAAUAAAAGCUAAUGAGCCAGAAAAUCAAAUAAUUUGAUAUUUUGAUUCAAUUUGAAGCAUGGUUUUGUGAAACCAAGGCAAUGCAUGAGUAUUGGCAGAGGAGAUUCAAAGUCGCACUGCGACAAGUUCUUUCACCUCCAGUUCCUUACAGUGUGAACUCUUCCAUCUAAAAAUCGCGUAUUUGAAGUAGGAUAAACGCAGACCGUUUCUUUACCACCCAAUUCUCCCAACCGCUAUAAUUUUCCCUCUUCAUUUCCACACACACAAACUCAUCAUCCCUCGAAGCUGCGAUGGCCGUUCAUGCGGCCGCUGUAAUCUCCGCUGCUACGAAAAUCUCAUCUGCCGCCGUCGCCGAAAUCUCCCAUCAGCAGAGCCCCUUUCUCUCUCACUCCUUUUCUACUUCUUCUCUCAAGCUCACUUCAGCAAACGCCCAAUGCGACAAGAGGAGGUUCAUCACUGCAAAAGCUACCAAAUCGGACCCGAAGGUCGGCGUUGCGGUUUACAAGCCCAGAUCAUACCAAGUUCUCGUUUCUGAUGCCGCCAAUUGUCUUUUCUCUGCUCUGCAAGAUGGAAAAACACGCAUCGAGAUCGAUUUCCCUCCAUUGCCCACCAACAUUUCUUCGUAUAAGGGCUCAUCUGAUGAGUUCAGUGAUGCCAACAUUCAACUUGCAAUAGCUGUUAUCAAAAAUCUACAACAGAAGCAAGAAACAAGAGCAUGCAUUGUAUUUCCUGAUAAGCCAGAAAAGCGGAGAGCAUCAGAUCUUUUUAAAGCAGCUCUUGACUCGGUUGAUGGUGUAACUGUUGGAUCCUUGGAUGAUUUACCUAGCGGCCCGGUCACCUCAUUUUUUAAAUCCAUACUAGACACUUUGGAUUUCGACUUUAUUGAUGAAAAUGAAGAUCGUUGGCAACCUGACAAACCUCCAUCACUUUAUAUGUUCAUCAAUUGUAGCACUCGCGAUCUGUCCGAUGUAGAGAAAUACGUGGAAAAAUUCGCAUCUUCUGCCCCAGCAGUUCUCUUUAACCUGGAACUGGACACAUUGCGUGCUGAUCUGGGAAUUGUAGGAUUUCCCAGCAGAGACUUGCACUAUCGGUUUCUAUCUCAAUUCAUUCCCGUUUUCUACAUACGAAUUAGAGAAUAUUCAAAGACAGUUGCAGUGGCACCUUAUGUGGUGAACUACAGCGGAGCAUUGUUCCGUCAAUAUCCAGGACCAUGGCAAGUGAUGCUGAAGCAAGGAGACAAUUCGUACGCUUGUGUAGCAGAAAGCACGAGCCGUUUCACCCUCGGUGAAACUAAGGAAGAACUUCUGAGGGUCCUCGGACUCAAGGAAGAAGAAGGAAGCUCGCUCGAGUUCCUUCGAAGAGGCUACAAGACUGCUACUUGGUGGGAAGAAGGCGUAGAGGCAGAACUAUCGUCUGAAUGGCGUAGUUAAACAACUCCCCAUCGAUAAUAUGAGCCUAAUCAGAUUUGUUUUGCAAACAAAUGAUCGGAUUGAUUGUCAGGCGAAACGACGAAAGUAAUGAUAUCAUAUUAUACACGGAGAUGGCAAAGAGACUUAAGCAAGAAACGAGAAGACAAGGGAAACAGAUGUUGUCUCAAGAUUGAUAUCAGCUCUCUCCCAACCUGAUAUCUUAGUGGAGUUCUGUUUUUUGGUUUCGUUUUUGUGAAAUGAAUGGAUGCAUAUACAUUGCCUAUAAUUUAUAAUCUACUAUUACAAUUUACAAUGUAAGAGUCUUACUCUUUGCAUAACUGGAUUAUUUGCCUAUUAUUUCCUUUUUAUAUACAUAAUCUAUGGGCAAAAGUACAUUUCCUCUUCAA
Salvia miltiorrhiza (redroot sage) is the source of this 1819-nucleotide messenger RNA. RefSeq names its product protein LPA3. NCBI's taxonomy places the organism in Eukaryota, Viridiplantae, Streptophyta, Magnoliopsida, Lamiales, Lamiaceae. Bases 294 to 1433 code for a protein of 379 amino acids. The transcript has 12 exons. The record is from RefSeq and is a predicted model, not a curated record.